This is a messenger RNA of Ylistrum balloti, 2031 nucleotides long. RefSeq names its product nucleolar protein 4-like. The record is from RefSeq and is a predicted model, not a curated record. Lineage: Eukaryota; Metazoa; Mollusca; Bivalvia; Pectinida; Pectinidae. The transcript has 10 exons. The coding region runs from base 1 to 2007 and encodes 668 amino acids.
AUGUCGUCUGCUUCUGUAGAGGGGGAUGGCGUGUCUCCUGCUAAUCAUACGAUCAACAGAAGUGAAAUGUUUCAGACAUUUCAGUCCUGGGCCCUUCAGAAUUACGGAGACAGUGGUAAAACGAAAACUGUCACAGAGAAAAAGUAUAAUAGGAUAGUAAGAAUAUUGACAGGCGAGGAACCAUCUUCUGCAGAAAACUCCAAGUUCAGGUUUUGGGUCAAAGCUAAAGGAUUCCGUUUGGGACCAUUUGAUGGAAUCGACACAAUCCAUGGACUUAAAGAGACUUUCCUUUACGUACCAACGAAACAGGUGACUGACUCAAACAGCAAUGACAUGGACAGAGGAUAUAAACGGGUCGCCAUCGUCGAAGACUUCUUUGAAAUCAUUUAUGGUGUGCACGUGGAAAUGGACGGGCGAGGAGGCAAACACGCGGGUCAAAAACGCACGUACAGAGCGAUUGCUGAAACUUACGCGUUCUUGCCCCGAGAAGCGGUGACACGAUUCCUCAUGUCAUGUUCUGACUGUCAAAAGCGCAUGCAUCUUGGAACGGAAAACACAGCUCCUGUCGAGGAACUCCAAACAAACGGGGUCCCGAAUAACAACGAAAAAGAAUUUCUGAACACUUCGCCAAUCAUCGAUUUCAACGUACCAAUCACUCAAACAUAUCUAAAUCAGAUGCGAAACAGAGGCUAUUUUUCCGAGUUCAACUUCAACGAUGAUGAGAGUAUGUCGAGUGCUGAUAGUGUAGCCAGUGGUGAACAAAGUCCCUCGCCCACAGCCGAGGACGCCAACGGUAACCACACCUCCGUAUUAAAACAAGAAUCGACAUGUGAAAAUGGUGAGGGCCUGACCCCGGUGAACCUUUCAACGCCCCGAGGGCUACGUAUGACAGACAGUCCACUGGAGGACGAGAGGGCGUUGUCCCUGGCUAUAAUCAGUAAAUCACCUAUCCCGUCUACAGUUGGCCAUCCCGAGAGGAAGAGGCGUGCCAGUGAUGACAGCUGUGAGAGUUCAACGAGAGCGAGUGAGGGAGGAACUGUUGACGAUCUACAAGGAGGCAAAGAUGACGACGACGAUGAUGACAUGGACGAUGACGAAAAGCUCCUGUCUACAGGGAAAGAAUAUGAUCCCGAGCGUUUAAAAUCAUUCAAUAUGUUCGUGCGUUUGUUUGUUGAUGAAAAUUUGGAUAGAAUGGUUCCUAUUUCGAAACAACCUAAAGACAAAGUCCAGGCCAUCUUGGAAGCAUGUGAUCGGCAGUUUCCGGAAUUUCAUGAGCGAUCCCGAAAGCGAAUCCGUACCUACCUCAAAUCGUGUCGGAGAAUGAGGCGAUCCAAGGAACAAAACGGAUGGGAGCCGCAGAUCAGACCCACGCCCCCACAUCUGACGUCAGCAACUGCCGAGAGUUACCUGGCACAGGCGUGUGAGAAUGAGAGCCAAAACGCCAAAAGAAUGAGAAUGGGACUUGAGCCACUUCCGGCUGGUUCUAUGCCUUCCGUACUUAGCACGACCAAUCAGACUACAGCACAGCCCGCAGUUCAGCCCGCCGUGGUCCAGUCUCAGCCCCCGCAGCAGGCCACACCUUCGCCUCACUCCCAGCCCCCAUCCAGAGCCUCACCCCAGGCCCCUCCUGUCUCUCAGAUUGAACGUCACCCUCCAUCUACUAAUGAUUUCAUGCGUCACCAGCCACCGCCUGCCUUCAGACCACCCCCGGAGUUCCAUCCGCCUUUCUUCACCAAUGGAAACGGCAUUUUUCGUCCCGGAUUUCCGCCAGGUUACCAACAUCCGGCGCAUCACCAUCCACCAGUGCUUCAACAUAGCCCAAUAGCACCAACAUCUGUUCAGAACGGCCCAACGGACCUAAGCAUGAAGAAACAAGCCUCGAAGAACCAACUGAGCGCCAGUGAGGUGGCGACGAUCAAACAACUGAUAGCCGGCUACAGGGAGUCGGCGGCCUUCCUUUAUCGAUCAGCUGACGAACUCGAGCAGCUGCUACUGCAACAGAACUGACGGACAUCAUCUCUAUUUUAAACU